UAGGGGCGCCGCCGCGCGAUCAACUGCUACGGUGCUACGGCGACGUGGAGCGAAACCGAGGGUCUCUCGACAUUCUAGCUGAUUAAACCGUAUCCGAGGUGUCGCUGAUUGAGUGAUACUUAAAAUCGACCAAUGGAGACCUUCGAGGACGACGACGACACCCACUUUUGCAUCAAGUGCAAUUUGACAAUACACGGUCUCGAUAAUUACGUGCGGCAUCGUCAGUCGGGCUGUCGGCCGCCCGACGACAAAAACGACACCGUCCACGAGUCACCUUCGACGCCGACAACGGUGUCCUAUCCCGAGAUUCUAAACGCGGAUGCGUUCUUCAACUCGCUGGAAUUACAGAGCAGCAAGUCGAAUCCGCGGCGAGCACCGGAUUUAUUGGACAAUGGUAGAAAAUACAAGAAAGAGGAAAGAAAAAAGAAAGGCCAGAAGAGCGUCCAGGUGGACGCCGACGAGCCCGGCGCGAAGGAUAAACUCCACAGCAUGUUGCCCGCCGUCAGCGAAUUGGACGAUUCCGUUCAUUUAUGCAUCCAAUCCCUCGUGUUCCCCGAUAUCGUCGCCUCGACGAUCUUGACCGGCAAAACCUCGGCAAGCGUCACGCCGAGUAAAUUGACGCAAUCGAUGUCGCAAGCCGGCUCAAACAUGGACGGCGCGAGUUUCCCGGCCAAACACGAGUCGGAAACGUCGCUGGAGAGUCUAAUGACCGACUCGAAGCAGACCGACCGAAAGAGGCAGGAGAAUCCUCAGCGAAUGGAGUCCGAUCACCAGACCUGGCUGGAGGAUAUCAUUCUCGCCGACCUUACUUUGGGAAACAGCGAGAACAAAGAGCUGACUAGAUACGACUUCGAGUACCAACAGGACGACGAUUCGGAGGACGACAUGCUGGACGACGAUUCGGAGGAAGACGAUUCCUACUCGGAUUCCGACGACGGCGAAAAUCGGGAACGUCCACCGCGAGGUCACACCGGCGGAAAGUGGAAGCCUGAGCUCGGCGAUUUGCCGCAGGACAUGCCACAUAUGCAUGAGGACGAUGUGGAUCCCGAGGAUGAUCAUCAGGAACGCCCCCCGCCGACGUAUACCGGCGGAAAAUGGAAACCGACGGAGACAACGCAAAAGAUCGAGGAAUACGAGAGCAAGGACACAUCCGGACAACCGCCGCCGGGAUACACGCGAGGGAAAUGGGUACCGGGUGCACGAACGGAUAUCGAAUCGGGAUAUUGGUGCAAUCCUUGCGGCAGGAAGCUCGCCUCACGAUUGGUCUACAACAGACAUCUGCUCUCUGAUUUGCACGCUAGAAGGAGCAUUAGAGAGAUCGACGACGGUGUUCAUUUACCACGCGGAAUGGAUUCGUACGCGAACAGAAGAGUGUCCACUCGUAGGAAGGCUUCGUUCGCAAUGAAAGCGCAAGAGGAACCCGAGCGGAAGGAAGGCAAGAAAGGCGUGCGCAGAAGAGAGAAGGAGUUCCUUUCGUGCGAGAUGUGCCGCUCGCGCGUGAGGAGGCCUCAAAUGGGUAAACAUUUGCUUUCCCAUUACCAUUGCCGCGUGGCAGGAGUGAAUCCUUGCAGUCCGAGCGCACGCCGCUUCCUACUGGAAAACAUGGCGAAUGUGGUGCGACAGUGUUCCUUCCAAUGCGCCCCUUGUCGUUUUUACUGCAACACCGAGGAGACGUUCCUACUUCAUUGGCGUUCUGAUCUUCAUGUCAAGACUUUGGAACAGAUCGGCGGCAACUGCAAAUGCACUCCGUGUGAUUUCUGGUGCGAAGACAGCGAGAUGAUGGAGGCUCACCUUCUCAGUGCGAAUCAUCGUGAGGUGGUGUCUAUGAUGAACGGCUCCGUGCCGGUGGUAAUCAGUUGCCAACGCGCCUUGCCCUGCCGCACUUGCGACCGGCAAUUUCGAUACAACUUCCAGCUGCGAGUGCACGCGAAGGAGACGGGCCACGAGCCGAAUUUCACCGCGUCGGACGAGUAUCAGCAUCGUAUUCGGUGCGACAUGUGCCCGAAGAUCGUACGGUCCCUGAUCUCGUUGCAGCGUCAUCAGCUGCACUGUCACGUCGCCAAGGACGAGGGACACAGCAAAGAUACGACGGUGGUCGCGCGACCGGCGCCGUACUUCUGCUCGUUCUGCUCGAUGAACUUCGUCACCACCCAUGAAGCGAUCCGACAUCGGAGAACUUCCAGUCAUAAGGAGGCUGUAAAAGCCCGCAAGAGUCAGGAAGGAUUGGCGGAGACUACGGUACGAGAGUGCUCUCACUGCAAUGAGAAGUGUUCGAAUCUCCCGGUGUAUAAGAAUCAUCUUCUCCAUUGUCAUCCGGAACUAUGCCACAGAUGCCCUCGGUGCGGUGUGCUCUUUGCGCUCUCGCAAGAAGUCACUAGGCACACACGAGAAGGCAAUUGCACCAAGGACGACGAAAUGAGUAUGGCUCAAAUGAUGGAUGUGGAGAAAGAAUGGAAGUGCAAGAAUUGCGCGUUUUCCACGGAUUCUCGAGGCGAAUAUGUCUUUCACGAGGCUCUCCAUGCCGGUGCCGUUGAAACCGACGAAGGAACGUCCAGUACCGACAAGCUAUUGCCGAAGUAUCAGUGUCCAAUUUGCCAGAAGACCCUGACGAAAGCCUCGCUACGGAUUCACAUAAGGCAACACACCGGUGAGAAGCCCUUCCCGUGCGCGAAGUGCUCAGCCUCGUUCUCGAAAAGAUCGGACCUGAACGCUCAUCGGAAAGUGUGCAGCACUUCCUUGUCAGCGGAAUGCCUGGAUAAAACUGGCCGCCAGCGGAACUUCGUCUGUUCGGACUGCAAAGGAAGCUUCUACACAAAGCAUGCCCUUCAACAGCACAUGUUGCGACACUCGGGCAAGAAGUACAAGUGCGGACUUCCGGGCUGCCCGACGGUCCUUCGCACCGCGUCGGAGCUCGAGCGGCACCGAAAGCUGACCCACGACGGUACCGAGAAGCAGUACUCCUGUCCCGAUUGCUCGUACGCCGCGAAAACGAAGACGCAGUUACGCAGGCAUAGAGCGAAGCACGAGGAUGCCGUGAACGCCAAGGAACGCCAGAUCCACUGUUGCAGUUACGCGGGUUGCGAUUUUAAAACUAAAGUCAAUUCUCACUUGCAGAGACACGUGCGGUUGCAUACGGGAUCUAAACCGUACAAAUGCCGACACUGCUCUUACGCGUGCAACAAUCUGGAGAACCUGCGGAAGCACGUGCUGUCGACGAAUUUGCAUCCCGGCAAGACGAUCUACGAGUGUAAUUUCUGCGACGGCGAAACAGCCGAUCCGUUCCGCACGAAUUUCGCCAAGGAACUUCGCGCUCAUCUCUCGGAAGCUCACGUCGGACGCUUCCCGACGCCGGACCACGCGAACAAGUACGUCCUCGAGAUUUUUUCUGCCACUCCGAGCGCUUCCACAUCCAAUUAACCCAGAAAGUACCGAGACACAAUAUUGUCGAAUUUUCACAAUUUAAUUACGUCGAUCCUACACUAAGGAAAACAAGAUUUACCUUAAAAAUUUACUUGCGAAAUAUAAGGUUUAUUUCACAGAAAAAAACGUUUGUUUAAA
Dinoponera quadriceps is the source of this 3558-nucleotide messenger RNA. RefSeq names its product zinc finger protein 845. The coding region runs from base 133 to 3417 and encodes 1094 amino acids. Gene Ontology annotation, molecular function: nucleic acid binding; zinc ion binding. NCBI's taxonomy places the organism in Eukaryota, Metazoa, Arthropoda, Insecta, Hymenoptera, Formicidae. The record is from RefSeq and is a predicted model, not a curated record. The transcript has 9 exons.